AGCCACUAUAAUAAAUAAUAAGCCUAAAAAACACCCACCAAAAUGUCCAAAAAACUCCCAACAAUAUCCGUAACUGCCGAGCAGCAUUCCACAUCAUCCUCAUCCUCCCAAGACUCCGAUAGCAAUGACAUGGACUAUGGCAACUACGGCGGCGUCACAGAUGUUGAAGAUUUCGAUAGUCAGCCCGAGGUGCUUCGGCUUAACUCCCGUCGCAGUUCUGGCAAUCUAUCACCCAAGCCAAAAAGCGAGCAGAAAAAGUCGAAUCCCUUUGAAAACGAUGUCACUGACGUGGAGGACUAUGACACUGAAUCAGAAGAUGAUGAUGAUGAUGAGAAGAGUACUGCUUAUCCGGAGUUGAAAUUAUCACUACGCGAAUUUCUGCAACAAGGAUUGCAAAAUCAAGAGGCUCUAGAUAACGAUGCCAAGGAGAGUUGUGUAAUUAGGGACGGUAACUUUCUGCAAGCCCAAGACUUGAAUGGUGUGGCAGAUCUCUUAACCGACUGCGAGGAUUAUGACACAGACUCUGAAGUGGGCUACGGCUACGAGAAGUCCGUAUGUGUUGACUUAGACAUUGCCGUGGGCGAUCAGGCGCGGGUCAACAUUGCCGAUGGUGAGAAGCACGAAGAUGACUCGGAUAAUUACGAGGAUGUUUCCGUCAUUAGCGACAUUAGUGACUUGGCUUCGGCCAUGUCCGACUGUGCAGGCAUCGGUGCCCAUAUGCGUGGCAUCUCUGAGGACGAAGUACUCGUGGUGUCUGGCAGCGGCAGUGAACAGGUAUGCCAAAUUUCCUGCUCGGGUACUGAAUCUGAAUCUGGUGGUGCUGCUGCUGCCAGAAGCGCCAGCUCAAGUGAACCCAGCAUUGCUCCCAUCGAUGUCGCGUUUGUCAGUGCCAGCGGAGAGACGCGCAGGAACUCGAAGUCAACUUUGUUCAAUGCUGAAAAAAGAAAUUUCCUGCUUAUGGCUACUAGAAACGAAGAAGUUGUCACAGAUGUUGAGGGCAUCGAUGAUUCAAUAGCCGAAGACAGCUUCGACAAUGAAGAGGAAAAUGAGCAGCCAAUUCCACGUGCGGUUAUUCUCGCGACUGGCGAUGAUGGCACCUCUCUAACCGAUGUAGAGGAUAUGUUUUGCGAUGACCUUUCACUCUCGAGCGCCAUACCCGAAGUAGUUGCUGUAGCAGCUGAGGUAUUGCCUCUGCCACAUCGCGAGGUUGUUGAGUUGAAGGAGGAUAAGUACGGCGACACCGUUACGAAUGUCAUGCCCAUGAAUAGCAACUAUGAGUUUGGAAUUUAUAAUCACUUGAAGGAUGUCAAUCACACUGAUUCAGAGGACUACUCCUGUGCCGAAGACAUUAGCGCCAAUGUUUCUCUAGCCGAGGAACUGGCCAUUGGAGCAUCUGGUCUAAUCGAUAACGAAGUCAUUGUAUCCAACGAGCUGUUAAAACAACAGUUAAGUAAACGUCUCGAUGUGCAGUCCAAUGCUGAGUCUGUCACCGACGUCGAGGAGAUCUUCGUGGCUGGCACUAAUCGUCGCAAGAAGUUGAAGGCGCGCACCCCUAGCAAGGGCAAGAACAAGUUGCUCGAUGUGGUCAAGGGCAAGGAGGAGGGUAUAACCGAUGUGGAAGACAUGGAUUUGAGUGAGUGUGAUCUGCCGCUAGGCAUUAAGCGAGUCGAACAACUAAAACACCAAGCCAAGACCCAAAAACAAGACAAACAAAGCGAUACCGACGAUACUUCCACAGACGACAUAUCCAAUGCAUCCGAUGUCCCAUUACCGCCACCUGAUUUGCCCAAACAGAGCCACAACAAACCCAAAUUGCUGCCACUCCACUUGCGUUUGCCCAAAGACGAUGCUUAUAGUCAGCACAACACAGACAUCGAAGAUGUGCAGUUGCCAUCCGAUGCCGAGGAUGCUCUCGAGCCACCUGCCAUCCCUGUGGCCAACAGCAACAGCGAAGAGCUCAACGAUAUGCUCAACGAGAGCUACACCAUUGUUCACGAAAAGAGCGGCAGAAGUUUCAACUCUGAGGAUGAGAAGAUGCACUUGAAGAGUGUGAUACGAGAUGCCCACACCGACGUUGAAUAUGUUGAGUCUGAUGAGUCAGCUGCUCGAGGCGGCAACUAGUCUCCUUGUCUACGGAUUCAUGCACACAUAUAUAUGAUUUGCCAAAAACAAUCUUAACAAUAGUUCAUAAUUGGUAUAACUUAACAAAUAAUACAAAAUACAGAUCAACUGAUUAAUACAUACACUCAAGCAUAUUAGGGCCUUACAAAAACAACAACAACAUUUGGCCCAAUCAUUCUGCAUACAGAGCAAAUAUCACAAGA
Molecule: messenger RNA, 2324 nt
Organism: Drosophila grimshawi
Lineage: Eukaryota; Metazoa; Arthropoda; Insecta; Diptera; Drosophilidae
Exons: 2
Coding region: 43-2121 (692 amino acids)
Source: RefSeq, a predicted model, not a curated record